CUUGGUGCACAGUUAGACCCUGAUAUGUCCUGGACCAGUUCUCUCAAUACACCUGUCAUGUCGCCCACCAUCAUUUUGACUAAAAGUGAGGAGCAUAGGACUAUGUGCCCAGUAAGAAUUGCUACCGAAGAGCAGGUUAUGUUUGUGCGAAAGCUUUUCCCCUCGGCCAUGGAGUCUGGAAGCACAAUGCUGUCACCAGAACAGAAUGAUAGACCUCUCUGUCAACACAAUGGACCGGAUUCCCACUUGCCUGGUGUGAUUGACAUCUCCCCUGGCUUUCAAGACACGCUACCUGGUGACAGUGGCAGCCAUUGGAAACAGACUUUACCAGACGCUAUUGAGGACGGAGAAAUCCGCAGCACUGUGGCCGGUGUCCUAGAUGGAGCUGAGGAUGUCCUCUCCAUAUUCUUCAGCAACAGAAGUUUGGCUUUACAAAGGGUGAAGACCAAAGAGAGAAUCAAAAGGAAGCAAAGUGGCGCAACUAAGGAACACGUACCUACUUCUACAAUAGAACAUGACAAAGUAUCCAGUGAGAGAGCAGGAGAAUACCAACACACUAGGGAAACCUCUGAGCCUCUUGAGUCCAGGACUGACAUGAAGUCUGGGGAUUUGGCGACUUCUCAGUGGACUCCAAUAAAUGUACCUGACAUUUCAGGCUAUGAUAUGGAUUCAUUUCACCAUGAGGGGUCUUCCUCUACUAAACACAUAAUUCCACAAGAUGGCAUAAGUGAAACAUUCCGUGACUACACUGGGAGCCAGCAGCCGGAUCGCGGUUUCUCUAAGCAGACUGUCCAGGUGGAGUCUGCCCUUUCCAGAAGAACAUUACCAUACACCAGCCAGCCAGAGGGAUCUCAAUUGACAGGGUCUGUAGUCGAAAGCUCUCUGGAACACACCUUUCCCAGGAAAACAAGGACAUUUGUUUACUGUGUCAAAAAUCCACUUCUGUCAGUGCAAGAAAAAAAUGUUACUCAGAUGUUACCUGCAUCACCUGGAACUGCUCCCAGAGGUGAAAAUCAGAACAUAAAACAAAGUGAAACCAUACCAAAUGAAGCGGAGUUUAAUCAUCUUAACAAAACUGCCUUGGAUGGGAAAAAGCCGCUAGUUGAGCAGAAAAGUGCAACUGAAGAAAAUAUUGUUUCACAAGCACCGACCAAAGACCCUGAUCUUGAUAUGUCACAGCUUUGCAGGGUAUUUGCGCAAGAUUUUAGCCAAGUAGUUGACUACAGUCAACCAUGCAGCAAAAGAGCAGAUGCUAUUAAAAAUGGCUUCUCUGCGUCAGCUUGUCUCUUAGCAAUGAGACUAAGGAACAGAAAACAGUUGAAUAAACUAGAAUGGGGCCAGAAACCUGAACAUCUUAACUCUGGCAUCAGUGAUGAAAUGCAUAUUUCUGGUGCUCAGUUUAGCAACUCUGCAAACACCUCUAGAAUGAAUAGUACAGUGUGUGAUAGCGGCUUCCCCCCCUCCACCCUUUCUGAUGUCACACAAACAGAAUCAUCCCAUGUUCACCCUAGCUCUGAAAAAAGUUAUGGAAAUCAGUCAUCUAGAGGGUUUGAAACGGGUAACAACUGGAUUAUCUCUUUGCCUCCAGAAGCAAUAAAGAAAGCAAAAGCAUCAUUGGAUGACUUAACUGAGGAAAAUAUGACUGAUGUUGUUACUGCUGCCAGUGAAGUGAAAGCUGUGUUGUCAUGUGUGACAGGAAGCCAACUGUCCACAGAAGUGAAGUUCAUUAGUCCACUCAACAUUGCCAAAAGGUCAAAGCAAACCAGCGUAAAAUUGAAUGGUCAAGUUCAUGUUCAGACCCCUCGGAGCGUCAAUGUUUCGGUUUCCUCACACCCUGGGUCUGGUUUCAAAAUGGCCUCCAAUAAGAAGAUACAUUUUUUUUCAGCAAAUCUGGAGAAAGACAAGGAUCUGUUUAAGGAGAUUGAGGAUGAAAUGCCUGCAGUCAAUAUUCCUGAGAUAAGCCUUCCUGAGGAAGGUAACAUGUCAUGUGGAUUGGAGCUUGUUGAUGGAUCUCAUUUACCACCUCUACUCUAUACACACCAGAGGUCUGUUGAUAGCCAAGGUCCGUUGACAGCCUCACAGAGAGCUGAUGUUUCAGAAUUGUGCAGUCUCUUAGAAGCUGCAGACAGCCAAUUUGAGUUCACACAGUUUAAACCAGCAAAGCUGAACUUCUAUGUACCAGAUGGUAGCACCCCUCGUCAAUCUGAGAAAGAAUUGGGUCCCGACUUUCUCACUGGCAUAGAUUUCGAUGACAGUUUCAACUCUGAUGUUGAGAAGCAAUCUGUGAAGAUGGCCACCCCUGACAAAAAUACAACUAUUUCUCAUUGCAAGGAAAUUUGCCAAGUAACAACCACCAAAAUUAAAUCUAGUGGGGGAUCAUCCAGCAAUUCAACAGAGAAACCCAAAGAACAUGUUAUCCACAGAAGAGUACUUUACAUUCCCAGUUAUAGCUCUGAAAACAUAGCUGAGCGUUCCUUUGGUUUGUUGACAAAAACCACAAACAAGAACCAUCUACUCGAUAUGGAUACGAACACCAGUGGAAUGGAGUGUGAAAGCAAAAAUCUCCCCAAGUUGGGUGUGGGUUUUAAAACUGCUGGCGGAAAUGCUAUGAUAGUUUCAGAGAAGUGUCUGAGCAAAGCAAGGGCCUUGUUUGCAGAUUUUGAGGAAAAAAACUGUGCACCCAAGUGUGCAGUAAAAAAUCCGGAACAAGUUGAAACGUCACCUGUUCAAUAUAGAGGCGAAGUUGAUAGAAAUGUUGAUUCAAAUGUGACACAUUUUCAUGGCCCUGAAAAGAAAGUAGAUCUGAAGGAACCACGUGAUGAAUACAUUGACAAGAUUAAAGUGGACUUUACACAUUCUCACAAACAUGGGGAUGGUGGAUUCCAGACAGCCAGUGGUAAAGGAGUGACCAUCUCGGCAAAGGCCCUUCAAAAAGCAAAUGCAGUCUUCAAAGACUGUGACGCUAUGGAAGGUUCAGGUUGUGCAUCAGAAAAGCUGAGCAAAACAAGUGUUGUAUCAGAGACUGGCAGUAAUAAUUUUGAGAGAAACAAUUGUGGCUUCAGCACUGCUCGAGGGAAGAGAGUUGAUGUUUCUGCAAAAUCUCUACUGAAGGCAAGGACUCUCCUGAAUGACUGUGAUGAAUUGGAAAAUUCUAAGCCAGGGAAAAUCCCCAGCUUGAAUGCAAAGAUACCAAGUCAGAAUAUUCAGCAGAAAAGUGACUGUGAUUUUAAGAAACCCAGUAGUAAAGCAGCCUCCAUAUCAGCAAAGAUCCCUUUUACAGCAAAAACUCCAUUUGAUGGUGGCACGUCACAUGAUGUUCUAGGGGCAAAGAGCAAAAUGCUCGAACCAGAAAAUUCUCAUACCCAUGCCAAAGAUCCUUUGAAAAAUGGAUAUGGGUUCAGCACUGCCAGUGGUAAGAGCGUGUCUGUGUCCGAAGGGGCGCUGUUGAAAGCACAGGCUCUUUUGAGUGAAUGUAAUGUAGAUGGAGAGGAACUUUCUAAAUCAAAGAAAAAGAUCAGAGUAGAUCUUCAUACUAUUCAGAAUCCAACACAAAAGCACAGUGGAUUUAAGACUGCAAGUGUCAAAGAAGUUACCGUAUCACCUAAGGCUCAUAAGCAAGCAAAGGCUGUUUUCAACAACUGCGAUUCCAAUAUGGACAGCUUAAUCAGUGCUGAAGCAAAGCAAGGGAAUAUAGACGUAAAGUCGGCGGAUGGUCUGAUGAACAAUCCAGGGAAAAGCUAUUGUGCCUUCAUGACAGCUGGUGGAAAGAAUGUGCAUGUAUCUGAAAAGGGUAUUUUGAAGGCCAGGAGCAUUCUGAAUGAAAACCUUGAUAACUGCACAGACUCAAAUGCCAUUGAGGAGGCUUGGUUUUCAGAUGGUAGAUUUUCGUUACUCACUGAAGAUGGUACAGGUGUCAAAAAAGGAGCAGGGAACAAAUCAAAUUCUUCUGACCUCAACGGUGAUGAAAAGAGCUGUGAUUUCAGCACUGCCGGUGGCAGGACUGUGCAUAUGUCCGAUGGAGCACUCCAGAAAGCAAAGUCUAUUCUGAACGAAUGUGAUGUAAUUGAAAAUCCACAACCUGAGAAUGGCCACAAAGUGCAUCUGGAAAAGAUUCCAAAAAAGGAAACGCAUGAAAUCUCUCAUGGUAGCACAGCCAGUGGGAAAGGGGUGUUUAUUUCAGAGAAGGCACUUCAAGAAGCGUGUGAUGAUACCCUUGCCAGUGAUACUGACCCUCACAGAAGAUCUGAAGCAAAUAGGCCACUGAAGGUCCCUACUCCCCCCCAUAUUAAUGUUCAGCGUGUGCCGGUCAAAGCAGUCCGACUGGAGGACCGCGAAGUGAUCCAGACCAUUGUUGGAAUGGCAUGUCAGUCUUCAUCUGUGGAAUGUCAAGCGGAGUCUUCCUUGUUACAUUUUGAAUCCCUUGGAUUCAGUGGCUGCUCUGUGACCCAGAGGAGGUACUUUGCCCAGGAGGCCAUGGAUUGUACCAAGGCUCUUUUAGAGGACGAAGACUUGACCGAUCAUUGUCCUGGAACACCAAUCCAAGCUAACCCCAUGUCCUGCAAGGGGGGUUUUGAGAUGAGAAGUGGAAUUAGGAAAAGGUCAGCAGAGGAUUUAGGGAUGACAGACCAGCCUCCUCUGAAAAGAAGACUCUUGACCAAAUUCGACAGAACUGUGGAUUGUAGUAGACGGUCUCAACUCACUCCAGCUAAAAGCAGUUCAGAUGGUAUAUUUAAAGACAGGAGAGUCUUCAAAUAUAAUGUGGCUCUUCAACCUAAUGUCACCAGGCCAUAUCGCGCUAAUCAGAGAUGUGUAGACACAAGGCUGAAUAAGACCGAGCCACAGAAGACAACGUCAGAUCCAACCGCCGAAGACCGUAAACCAGUUAGCUCCAAGACAGCUGUAUUUGUCCCCCCAUUCCGGAAGAAUGUCAAGCUUGAGCCACAGAGGAGCAGUGGUCUUCAGGACAAGACUAGAGCACCUGGUGUGUUUGUUUCCCCGUUUCGAAAAGACAACCGCGUAACCAGGGAGGGUUCCUUUAAACCUUCAGAAGAUAAUCAUUCUCCCUUCAUCUCUGAAAUGCCUUCCAAGACCACAUCUGUUCCACUUCCUGAGUACAACCCCAUCACUGACACUGGUAGUGAUAACGCAAAGGAGUCCAUUAAGGAACAGGACCCACAAAAUAUUGACAAAACGGAUCUAGGCGAUGAUGGUGGCCAUUGCCUUCCUGUCACCCUAGGAGGAGAGGAUGCCACUGCAGAGGAGUCUAUUGCAGAUGCAGAGUGCUUGCAGCUGGCCCGAGACAUGCAGGACAUGAGAAUCAAGAAGAAGAAGCGGCAGACCAUUAGACCUCUCCCUGGCAGCCUGUACCUGGCCAAGACAUCUGGGGUGGCCAGGCUGACCCUCAGGGAGGCUGUUGGAGGUCGGCACCCGGUACAACACACACACAAACAGCUGUAUGGCUACGGAGUGCACCGGCAUGUUUCGGAUAUCAGCAGUGAGAGUGCCGAGGCGUUCCGCUUUGUCUGCCGACACUUCUUCAGACGCGAGGCGUUUGUAGAGGGGUGCAUUCAGCUGGCCGACGGGGGUUGGCUCAUCCCUCGCAACGAUGGAACCGCAGGGAAACAUGAGUUCCACAGAGCGUUGUGUGAUAGCCCUGGCGUGGACCCCAAGCUGAUCAGUGAGGCCUGGGUGUUCAACAACUACCGCUGGGUGGUGUGGAAACGAGCCUGCAUGGAGAGGGCAUUCCCAGCGGUGAUGGGCAGCCUCUGUCUCACACCAGAACAGGUGCUCCUACAACUGAAAUACAGGUACGACUUGGAGGUGGACAACAGCAAGAGGUCAGCUCUAAGGAAGAUCAUGGAGAGAGACGACACGGCAGUCAAGACCAUGGUGCUUUGUGUAUGUGGUGUUGUCACCAAAGGCCAUAACUCAACAAGGCAGAGCUGGAGUGAGACCAAGACCAAAACACCACCCGGGAGUGCUGCAGGGUCUAAAGCCACGUCGUCCCCAGUAGGCUUGAUCUGGCUGACGGAUGGCUGGUACGCCAUCAAGGCCCAGCUGGACGUCCCACUGACCGCCAUGCUCCACCGGGGCCGCCUGGCGAUUGGGGGGAAGGUGAUGGUCCACGGGGCUGAGCUGGUGGGAUCUCAGGAUGCCUGCUCCCCACUAGAGGCUCCCGACUCCCUCAUGCUGAAGAUUGGGGCCAACGGCACCAGAGCGGCGCGUUGGUACACCAGGCUAGGGUUCUACAGCAACCCUAGUCCGUUCCUCCUCCCCCUCUCCUCCCUCUACAGCAACGGAGGCCCCGUGGGCUGUGUGGACAUUGUGGUGCUGAGGAGCUACCCUACCCAGUGGAUGGAGAAGAAGUCGGACGGAGGGUUUGUGUUCCGCGCAGGCCGUGCAGAGGAGAGGGAGGCGCGGCGUCACGGAGACGCCAAACACAAAGCCAUGGAGAUCCUGUUCGCCAAGAUCCAGGCCCAGUUUGAGAAGGAGGACGUUUGCGGUAAACCCAGAGGCCGGAGACGGACCCUGCGUGGUCGAGACAUUGAGACACUGCUGGACGGGGAGGAGCUGUACGACGCGGUGGAGAAUGACCCAGUUUAUCUGGAGGGCCGUCUGAGUGAGCAGCAACGGGAGGCGUUGAACAGCUAUAGGCGUUGUGUCGGUGAGAGGAGGCAAGCGGCACUGCAGGGGAGGUUCCGCCAGGCUCUGGAAAGCACCCAGGAGGGCGAGGGCGGGAGCUGUCACAACCGAGACGUGACCCCCAUCUGGAAGCUCAGCGUCGCUGACUCCAGGGCCAAGCCGGGCAGCAAUGUGUACCUGUUGAAUAUCUGGCGCCCCUCCAUGGAUCUGCAGUCCUUGCUGAAGGAGGGCUGUCGAUACAAGGCCUACAAACUAUCCACGUCGGAGGGCAAGAAACAAGCCGGUAACACCUCCAUUCAGCUCACCGCCACCAAGAAAACCCAGUUCCAGAAUUUACAGGCUUCUGCAGGGUGGUUGUCUGAGCGUUUCCAAGCCCGAGAGGCGGUUGGCUUUCGCGUUCUCCUGAACCGGGACUUUAAGCCGCUCUGUGGAGAGGUGGAUCUGGUAGGCUACGUCAUCUCCAUCACAGACAUACAAGGUCACUCUCCAGUGGUGUAUCUAGUGGAUGGCUGGCUGGACUUUGUCAAGGUGCGCUGCUGCAGCAGUCUGGUCCAGCAGGGCUUGGAGGAGGUGGUCAAGCCUCUGGCUCUGGUGGCUCUCAGUAACCUUCAGCUCAGAGCCCAUCCCUCCUCCCCCACCCCUAUCCGCAGCGCCAUCCCUGGCCUAUACGCUGGAGAACUGGUCUCGUUUUCCACCAACCCCAAGGAGCCACAUCUACAGGAGGCUGCCACUCAACUCAGAACCCUUGUCCAGGGCCAGGAACACUUCUUCAGGACUGCAGAGGAGAGGUUAUCUAACUUAGUCCAGGGGUCUGUCCAGUGUCUUCCUCCGCCGCCAUGGACUCCAGAUGCCAAACCAGAUGCCAGGACUACUAUGACACCCCAGCAGUCAGUUCGAAGCGUUGGCCCCUUCACCCCCCUGAACAGGGUCGUCCCCCCUCCACCCGCCUGCUCCUCCGGGGGGGACAACAAAGACCCCAAGAGCCUGAAAAGAAAGAGGGGCCUGGAGUACCUGUGUCGUGUCCCCUCUCCCCCUCCACUCUGCCCCUUGGGCACCAUGACCUUACUCUCGCCGUCCGUCAACAAGACCUUCAACACCCCUCGCAGGACCGAGACCCACCGGAUCCUAAAGACACCUCUGGCCCCCGCUCCACAGCAUGUCCACCUGCCCCAAGAGGAUGAGUGGGUGGAGGAUGAAGAGCUGGUCAUGAUUGACACUCAGGCCCUACACGAUGGCAUAGGGAUAGACACGUGACAGAGAAUGUAUUGGAUUGUUAUUGGGAAUCCAUCUGGAAAGAUGUAGGUUAUUUUUUAAGCUGGGGGGGGGGGAUUUUAGAGAGGCUAACCAUGACAUGAUUGGUGCCAGGUGAAUGUUAACACUAGCGAAAUGUUGGAAAAUUAUCAUAUGGAGUUGUUUGUAACAUCAGGCUGAAUCAAGUUAGGAUUUGGUCCAUCUUGCCUUUUUGGGCAAAAAUAUUGAUGCCAACAAAAUGCAUCAGACAGAAAAGGGGUUGUCUUGGAGAACUCCUGAAAUAGUUUAGUGAAAUGGCAUUAGAAGAACUGUCACGAACUGUAUAAUAUAAAUGAAAAAAUACUAAAAUUUUUGUCCUUGUGUUUAUGACCUCUUGUCGCUCACAUCUGCAUGUUCACAAUAAAUGUUCUAAUGUAUUGGUAA
Messenger RNA from Salvelinus namaycush (lake trout), 8316 nucleotides. RefSeq names its product BRCA2 DNA repair associated (gene brca2). The transcript is spliced from 22 exons. The coding region runs from base 25 to 7896 and encodes 2623 amino acids. Gene Ontology annotation, biological process: regulation of DNA-templated transcription; double-strand break repair via homologous recombination. The record is from RefSeq and is a predicted model, not a curated record. NCBI's taxonomy places the organism in Eukaryota, Metazoa, Chordata, Actinopteri, Salmoniformes, Salmonidae.